Messenger RNA from Pelagomonas calceolata, 4022 nucleotides. The record is from the annotation of a GenBank genome assembly. Lineage: Eukaryota; Pelagophyceae; Pelagomonadales; Pelagomonadaceae.
AUGGUGCGCACGGCAGCAGACCGCUGGAAGCGCGUGAAAAGAGCCCCUCUGGACCUCCUGAAAGCGGCCGCCGCCCAGCCCUUCGACGAUAACUCUUUGUUGGGCCAAGCCGCAGUCUUCCGCGCGAAGCGCGCGAAGCGCCACAAGCCCGCGCCGGCGCCGAAGAAGGCGGUGCUGAAGGAUCAGCCUCCGGGACGAUUGUUACCGUUCAAGGAAGGGACUUCGGUGAAAGUCGUGAAGCGCAAGCUCGCCGUCGGUAAUGCUCCAGAGGCGGGCCAGCCCGAGGUCGAGGCCUUGGUGAGGGAGCCGAUGGGGCGGGAGGGCUCCCUCGAGUCCGACUGGAAUUUGAGGAGGAUAGGCGCUUUAUUAGCCAAGUCCGAAGCGAUGGACGACGAGUACGCCGUGGCCCGGCGGAAGAUCUUCAACCCCUUGCCUACUACGAAAGACAAGGCUAGUAAGGCGCCCGUGACGGGUCUGAGGACGUCCGGGCUUGUCACACGUUCAAUAGUCGCGUUGGAUCAUUUAGGAGACGCGUCGGCAUUGAGGACCGAAGGAUUAAUAAGGUUGGAGGGUCCCAUCACCAUAAAAAAACGAAAACCGCCCGUGCCGCGCCUGCACUUGGAUCGCGUCGAACGAGACCCGCUCGAAGGGUUCAUGCCAGGACAUCGUAUCGGAGCCAAUAAAGAUAGAGUCGAUCUACUCAGAGAACCGAUCCGAGACCGGGACAAGGACUGGCGCGCCCUGUCGUGGCGGGACCACCUCGUACUGAGAAACGGCGACGGCGUCGAGCGCUACGAGACGAAGAACAGAGGUUUCAUCAGAGAUAAAUUCUGGGGCGGCGACCGCACGCGGUUCGUUCCCGAACUACGACGAGCAGCAUCCACGCACAUCAUCGAAGCGCGAGGAGCCAUUAUCUCGCGGACGCGAGGCCGGUUGAGCGUGAUUGGGAUUGGCUUUGCCGGGACCGUGUUUGAGAAGUUACAUGACGAGGAUCAUAGCACGCGCAUGAUCAAGAUCCAGUUCCAGGCUCCCUCCAAUUCAAUUUCUUGGUACCAGAUGGAUCGGCGGGGUCUGUUGCACAUCUUCUCGGAGCGCGAGGAUCGAGAUUCAUUGUUGGUGCCGGGGAACCGUCCUAAAUUGAUCAACGCUCUCUUGGAGCACAGCUACUUCGUCUAUGCUCUCACAGAGUGCUGGUGGGAGCGCGAGGCGCCGGCCGGAUGGGGUACGAGUGCUCCCUUCGGCGAGCACAACGACGUCGAGAAAGAGUCAUCACAGUUAAAGGGCACGCGGACGACGUACUACACGCAUUUGGAACAGUGGGAGGCGGAGCCCGGCGUGAUCCCGAGGAAGGGCCCGCAUCUGCCCGACGAAUGUAGAGUUUAUAGAGAAACGAAGGCGAAGAAGCGGUUCAAGGCGCGGCUCGCGCUGCUGCGGGCCAUGUCCCCCGAGAAGAAUGCCACUACUCUCUUCGAGGCGCCGUCGCCGUCGCGGCCGGCGUCGUCCACAACGCGGCCGCCCUCGGCCCCGCCCCCGCCAGCUGUGUCCGCGCCGACGCCCGCCGCGGCCCCGGCGCCCGCCAGUAGUACACAAUCGGCGGCCGGCGUCGGCGCUGGGCGGCCCCGGCGCCCGCCCGGAGUAGUAGCACCAUCGGCGGCCGGCGAGGGCGCGAGACCGUCCUCGAGACAGCAGAAGAAGCCGAGAAGUGGCCGGGCGCCUACACCGUGAGACUGUGCAUGGCCGCGGGCCCGUCAGACGAGUCCACCUGGACCAAGUGAGACACGCCGAACGAGCAAUCAAAAGAUAGAGAACAAGCUGUGGCGGCCUACAAGGCCGCGAAGUGGCACCUGACGCCGAAACGGUACCGGGGCUGCGUCGUGGCCUGCGGGGCCUAUGUGAAGGGUGAAUCUUGUGCAGUCCGGGUCUACGACGCGCCGGCGUUGCUCAACAAGAUCUGCACCGUGAGAGUCACUCAUAUAAGGACCGGAUUGGAGUACGAGUGUCGCCUGCCUUAUACUGAUUUAGCCAAGUGGACGUCUACCGAUGAGCCAGUGGACGAGGACGACGUCGAGGGCCGGAAGCGCCUCGCGCGCAAGAUUCCCUCGCUGCUGUCUUUCUGUUCCGAGAACGACCUGGCGCGGAAGGCCCACGCCGAAUCAGUGAGGAGGUGCCACGCGCGCGGCAUGCCGGGGCCACAGGCACCAUUGCUCGAGAAGGGUCCUAGUCUCGAGGUCCUGAAGAUCGGUCCUAGAUCGGUCCCCUUGGACGCGGACUAUUUGACGGGUGAGAAUGUGCUAGAAACGCAUGCGCAGCAGAAGUACACGAAGCCGCUUUAUUUACAAAGUGGCAUUGCGGGAGAUUGUCUGUUCAAGCAGCAGGGCUACGGUCCGGGGUUGGUGCACGCUCUGUCAUCUCCCCUCAAAACGCCCUCGUCUCCCACAGAAAGGGGGUCGUACCGACUCAUCAAAAGAAGAACACAUGCUCGCUGCGUGGAGAAAGAAUUGCUAGCGCGAGGCGCUUCAGUCGUAGAAGGGAGACGGUGCCGCUUCGAGUGCCUGCGGACUUUGGAAGACAACUACGAGCUCCGGCUCUUCUUCGACGUCAGGGAGACCUACACGCUGCCCCUGCGGAAACAUGCUGUUGAUAGAUACGGCAAGGCCUCGGCGUCGUCCAAGUUCGUCCACGUGAAGAGGGAGGAGGCCGUCCUCGAUGCGCGCAACGCCGCCAUCGUAGCGGAAGGAGCCUGCCUCGACGACUUUGAUGAUGAGGACGCCGCGAAGGCGAACGCCGCCGCGGGCAUGGCGAUGAGCGUGCGCGACCGCUUCAGGAAGAAGCGGAAGAAGAAGAAGGGCCGCGGGCCGCCCAAAGUGGGCAUGUCGCGGGAUGAGAAGAAAGCUUGCAUGGCUAUUGCGGUGGCUUCUCGUCGUAUGGAGUUUCGCGGGCCUGCUACCUUCUCGGAGUUUGUUCGGGACUUGGUCGAGCAAUGCGUUGAUGAUGCUCUCCAAGAGCCUCAGAGAGUUGUGAAGGAAGUCUUGCGACAAGCGGUGCGUACGGUUGCGUGCUCGGUCUCGGCGGACGACGCCGAGGAACAUGUUCGCCAUUCUUGUGCUUCUUGCUGGUCCGAUUUAUGUAAGAGGUUGCUAGCGGACGUGCGCAUGGUCCCCGACCUACCUGUACUCCAAGAGAGGGAGCGGGCCGUCGCCUAUUCCGGUGAAGAUGCCUUCGAGGCCGCUUGUGUAGCUUUAUGUGCGGCGCCUGCGUCGAAUUUAUCUAAGAAGCCUCCCAUGAGUGACAACUUCGUCUCCACUACGAAGCUCGAGCCCUGGCUGCGCCGCGAGCUGUGUAUCUCGGACACGGUGCGGAAGCGACUCCUCGACAAGAACCAGUCCCAAGCGUUCCUCGCGAAAGUCGCCGUUGCUGGAAAGAAGCACCGGGACCACUCUGGUAAUGUGUUUGAUGCAAAGAACGCUAGAAUUCUCCUCAAACACGUGCUCAGAACGAAAUACAAGGAGAAGCCCCGCCUCCGCCUUGAAUCAAGAUUGUGGCGCGGUAUGCGUAGAAUAAAGUGCUUCGGUUUACCGGGCGUUGGUACUCAUUUAUCGGUCUGCGUCACCGUGAACUGGUUUGAUGAUAGUGCGCAGUGCAGCUCGAGCAGAUGGAGACGUGCGAGUUGAUCCCGCUUUCUGUAGAUGUAGUAUUUGAUAGAUUUGGCGGACCAGAUUGAUAAUUUGAAAUGGUGGAUGGUCGGUACGACCUCACAAUAAACAUAUUCCUGCGGGCGUUAGUCAUCAAGGAGGCGCCGAAAGGAAGUGCUACCAAAUACGUCGCGGAAUUAGAUGAAACUUCGGGCUGGGCGUCCUCCAGACCCACGACGCGGGCCACCGAUUUGAUGGUUGAUGAUUUAGCUGAAUUUGCGUUCGUGGACGACGACGACGACUCGCCGCUGACGACGGACCAGGACUACGGGGUGGAAAUGGGGGAGGGGUACUACGAGGCCGCGCGCGCUCGAGUAUAAAUGUGACUUG